Messenger RNA from Pelmatolapia mariae (spotted tilapia), 459 nucleotides. It is a transcript of the gene mylz3, whose product is annotated as myosin, light polypeptide 3, skeletal muscle. Gene Ontology annotation, cellular component: myosin II complex; contractile muscle fiber. Lineage: Eukaryota; Metazoa; Chordata; Actinopteri; Cichliformes; Cichlidae. The transcript is spliced from 5 exons. The record is from RefSeq and is a predicted model, not a curated record. Gene Ontology annotation, molecular function: calcium ion binding.
AUGUGACAGACUGAGUUCACACCGGACCAGAUUGAGGACUUCAAGGAGGCUUUUGGUCUCUUUGACAGAGUUGGUGACAGCCAGGUGGCCUACAACCAGGUGGCUGACAUCAUGCGUGCUCUGGGCCAGAAUCCCACCAACGGGGCCGUUAAUAAGAUUCUGGGCAACCCAACUGCUGACGACUUGGCCAACAAGAGGCUCAACUUCGACGCUUUCUUGCCUAUGCUGAAGGAGAUCGACGCUCAACCCAAGGGAACCUAUGAUGACUACGUUGAGGGUCUGCGCGUCUUCGACAAGGAGGGCAAUGGCACAGUCAUGGGUGCUGAGCUGCGUAUUGUGCUGUCCACUCUGGGAGAGAAGAUGAACGAGCAAGAGAUUGAUGCCCUUAUGGCCGGCCAGGAGGACGAGAACGGCAGUGUGCACUAUGAGGCUUUCGUCAAGCACAUCAUGUCUGUGUAA